AUGAUCUGUACGAAGCAACUUUCACUCCUCCUACUUGCAUGUGCAUGUCUAGCAGUGGCACAAAAGGGUCACUUCUACCGACGACACAAUCGGGGCCUACGAAGAGACUACUUCCGUGGCUUGGAAACAGUAGAUUACACCAUCCACUACAACUUUGCAACAACAGCUCCUGGUAUUAACGAUGGUGAAGUCGAACAGGAGAAUGUUGGUGAUCGACCACCAAUCAAUGAUGAUGAGCUCCCAUCCUCAAAGGGAGAUGGCCGUCCAAGUGCGGCACCCUCGACCUCUACCAUGCCAUCUGACAUGCCAUCAGACAUGCCCUCCCUUGCCCCUACCACGCCUAUCGAUGAUGAUGAAUUUCCAUCCUCCAAGGGCGACGGUACCGAUGACGAACUUCCGUCCUCCAAGGGCGAUGGCACCGACGACGAGCUUCCAUCCUCCAAGGGCGAUGGUACCGAUGAUGAAUUGGGGUCCUCCAAGGGAAGCAAGAAGGGAAGCAAAAAGUGCAGUUCUUCCACAUCCAGUCAUUCUUCCAAGUCCAGCAAGCGAUCAUCCUCCGGAAAGGGAGGAAAGGGAUCGAGUACUAGCAAGAAGUCUGGAAAGGGCAGCAGCAGCAGCAGCAGUGGAAAGGGCAGCAGCAGCAGCAGCAGUGGAAAGGGCAGCAGCAGCAGCAGCAGCGACUGCGUGGAAGACGAAGAUGAGCAUGUGGAUGGUGACGAAGAAGAAACCUCCAGUGGCAAGGGUGGCAAGGGCAAGGGAACGUCUACUUCCAAGAGCAGCAAGCGAUCAUCUUCUGGAAAGGGAGGAAAGGGAUCAUCCGUAAGCAGCAGCAUGGAUGAGCACCCAGAGGAUGAUGAAGCCAUGGAUGGUGACAUGGAUGGCGAUGAAGCCAUUGAUGGUGAUGAGCCCGUGGACAGUGACAUGGAUGGUGAUGAACCUGUGGAUAAUGACAUGGAUGGUGAUGAAGCCAUGGAAGGUGACGAAGCCACUGAUUCAGACAUGGAUGGCGAUGAAGCCAUGGACGGUGAAAUGGACGGUGAAAUGGACGAUGAAGCAGCCGUGGACGGUGACGAUGCCACGGACGGUGAGGACAUGCACGAAGAUAUGGAUGAAGGCAUGGCCUCUGGCAAAGGUAUGACAACAAAAUCUAGCAAAAAGUCUGGAAUGUCUUCCAAGAGCGGUAAAGGAAGCAGCAGCACUGACGAAGCCAUGGACAGUGAUGUGGAUGGCGAGGACGACACCACAGACGAGGAUACUGACAGUAGUACUCCUGGAAAGGGCGUCACCAUGUCAACCAAGAAAGCUGGUUCCAAGUCCAGCAAGGGUAAGGGAGGAAAAUUGUCAGCGCCCUUGCUGUCCAAAAAAUCUUCAAAUGAUGAACGCAAGUCAAGCUACAAACUGUCCAAGCGAAGAUAA
Cylindrotheca closterium is the source of this 1416-nucleotide messenger RNA. The record is from the annotation of a GenBank genome assembly. NCBI's taxonomy places the organism in Eukaryota, Bacillariophyta, Bacillariophyceae, Bacillariales, Bacillariaceae.